CAAAGAUGGCGGCCGCCAGUGUGAGAGCGCUGGCCCGGUUGAGUCGGCUUUCUCUCCCGCUGUACCGUUGCAGGCCGGGGAGCUUCUCGAAUCUGGUUCCGAGAGCACACCUGCACGGCCCGGGCAGGGCUUACGGAACCGGCGGCCCGGGGUUCCGUCCGAGACUCUGGAGCGGUCUGCCUUUGCGCGGCGGCGGGAGCAGAGCCGUGGGGUGCGCCUUCCUCCUGGGCGGCGGACUGGGCCUCAUCUACACCCUCAGAGGCUCCUUCCAGAGGCACCUGGCGGAGCAGAGGUCCGAUGAUCAGACCAGCGAGCUCAAGUUAACUCUGUACCAGUACAAAACCUGCCCGUUCUGCAGCAAGGUGCGAGCUUUCCUCGACUACCAUGGCCUCCCCUAUGAGAUCGUGGAGGUGAACCCCGUCAUGCGGCAGGAGAUCAAGUGGUCCGAGUACAGGAAAGUGCCCAUCGUGGUGCUCAACGGGACCGUGCAAAUCAAUGACUCUUCUGUAAUAAUCAGCGCUUUGAAGACUUACAUGAUCAGCAGGGAAAAGACAGUUCCUCAGAUUAUUAUCUGUUACCCAGAGCUUCGAUCCAAGAACGAGAAGGGGAAGGAGGUGGUUGAGUACAGCAACAAGUACUGGCUGAUGCUGACUGAGUCUGAAUCUAAGAAGUUGUACCCAGAGAAAGACUCCCAGAAGGAGGAGAUGAAGUGGCGUCAGUGGGCAGAUGACUGGCUGGUGCAUUUGAUCUCCCCCAACGUUUACCGCACCCCCAGCGAAGCCCUGGCCUCCUUCGACUACAUAGUGCGUGAGGGCAAAUUUGGGUCUUUGGAAGGUGUAUUUGCCAAGUACAUGGGGGCGGUUGCUAUGUACUUCAUCUCAAAGAGGCUGAAAAGCAGGCACAACUUGCAAGAUGAUGUUCGGCAGGACUUGUACAAAGCCGUGAACCAGUGGGUGUCGGCCAUUGGCAAAAAGAGAAAGUUCAUGGGUGGCAAUCAGCCCAACUUGGCAGAUCUAGCUGUGUAUGGCGUCCUGAGAGUGAUGGAGGGCCUCCAGGCCUUUGAGGACAUGAUGGAGAACACAAAGGUGAAGACCUGGUACGGGCGCAUGGACAAAGCUAUCCAGCUUCACGAGGGCAAAAUGUGAUGCAGCUACCGGUGCAGGAAAUGACGGGGCUGGUCUGGCAGCACUUACCGUGCACUUCGCUCAGAGAAAUUGCUGAAACUGACUUUCAAGGUGACAGCUUGCUAGGCCAAUGACUGUUUUUAGAAUCAGAACAUACGGCAAUUAGGAGGACCUGCUUGUGUUCCGCAAAAGCGAAUCCGUGGAUCUUAGUGGCCGACUCUUCCGUUUUACGGGAGUUUAGACCAGGGCUUUGCAAAACCAUCUUUGCUCUCUCGGAUGCCUCUAAUGACUUGAUUGAAUCAGUUAUGCUUCAUGGAAGUGUGUGUUCUCAAUCGGUUUUCAGUUUAACAAAACCAGCCUACAUCAUUACCCAUCUCUGAUUUUGGAUAAUUGUGGUACUUUGGUUUUAACACUGUAUCGGGGAGGGGGGAUAUUCUGUUUUAUUGUACUGUUUCACUUACUAUGCAGCUCUUUGUUCCUGGAGGUUCUAGAUGGCUACUGGGAGUUUGGUCUGUACAGAGGUAUUCUGGAAAUCUUCUGUGUUGCAGGAAGAUCUGUAACAGCUGAAUGUAUCCAAAGGUUGUUAAAUGAUGGACAGCUCAUUGUAUGCAGGUGUUUACUGAAGUAUUUGCACAGUAAUAUAACUCGAUUGCAAAACUAUUAGACAUUUUACUAAGAGACUUCCUCUGCAGGGUGGUGAGGGGAGAAAUAAGCAAGCGAUUAAAGUAAUCCCUUUCAACAUCUGAGGUAUAUCAGAUUUGUAAGCAGACCUGUUUCCAGAGAACAUUUUCCGUUUUGUUUUUUUUUUAGGCUUCAAACAUGAGGCUGUGAACUGACUGGUUAGUCAAACCUGCAUAUACAUCUCUCUUCAGGAGCAGGAUUUGGAACUCCAGCAUGAAACGGUUAUAAAAAAGAUGUCCAUUCUCUUGAAUUAUCUUUGGCGUAGUAAGCAUGCACAGUUUAGUGGCACCUACAAAGUCAAAUGCGUUUCAUGUGGGUUGCAGUGUAGCAGAAGUAUACAUUUGGUCUGAACAGUCUUUGUACAUUGUACAUGCUUAAGAAUGUGAUUCUUUAAAAAAAUAAAUAGAGAUGUAUAAAUGUGCAAUAAAACAAAAA
This is a messenger RNA of Scleropages formosus (Asian bonytongue), 2240 nucleotides long. It is a transcript of the gene ptgesl, whose product is annotated as prostaglandin E synthase 2-like. The coding region runs from base 6 to 1145 and encodes 379 amino acids. Gene Ontology annotation, cellular component: mitochondrion. NCBI's taxonomy places the organism in Eukaryota, Metazoa, Chordata, Actinopteri, Osteoglossiformes, Osteoglossidae. The transcript has 7 exons. Gene Ontology annotation, molecular function: prostaglandin-E synthase activity. The record is from RefSeq and is a predicted model, not a curated record.